AUGUCAGCCCAGCUGAGGGAGCUGAUGGAGCGGAUAGUCGCGUGCUGCCUGAGGACGUGUCCGUGGUUCCAGGAGAAGCCCGAACCGGUCCGGGAUGUGCAGGUGAUCGGAACCCAGCAGAGUGUUCCGGUGAGUCCGGUGUCACCCCCUCCGCCCACUGCGCGCCUCUACACGGCUGUGAGGGAUUACACUGCGCGCACCGCCGAGCACCUGAGCUUCCGCGCGGGGGACCAGCUGCAGGUUCUGGACCAGAGCAGUCCGGACUGGUGGAUUGCGCGAUUGCUGACCGGAACUUCCACCCACAGUCAGGGCUACAUACCAUCCAGUAGCGUGGUUCCGCUUGAGAGCCUGCACGAGGAGAGAAGUGAGAGGAGUUCCAAGACUCAGGGUAAAGGAGAUGAAACGAAAACCUCCCAAAGACAUCCAUGUAGCUCACCAGUGUUUCCUAAAAACUCAACGAAUAAGAAUCGGACAUACCAGACAACACCAAAGCCUGACAUUUCCACUAAGAGUUCUGUGUUUGAAAAGUGGGCUACCAUGGAUAAGGCCAAUCAGAAACCUCUUGUCAAGAAGCAGUUUUCAGAAAUCAACAAAUCUUUCACUUGCAGAGCUGAGAAGAACUCGUCUCUGGUGAACGACAAAGAUCAAACAAGAGAGAAGGUGCAGAGUAGAGCUAUUCAGCAGGACAAGAGGAAUGAUCAGAUUAUCUUGAACCAGCAUGGGUCCAGAAGGAAGCUGAAGGAGCUGAUCUCCAGCACUGAUGAUUUCUACAGAGUGGACACACAUGCAAUCAGGGCUGGCCAAGAGCUAAAGAGUAAGAAGAUCUUCUCAGUGCAGACUAUUGCCAGAACCAUCACCAAGGGAACGUCUACUGAUUUAGAAAAGCUGCGUGCAAUCUGGAUCUGGCUCUGCCAUAACAUUGAGUAUGAUGUGAAUGGGUACCUGGGUCUGACUGAGAAAGUGUGUUCUCCUGAGCGGACUAUCGAAACAGGACGAGGAGUUUGCAGUGGAUACUCCAGCCUCUGCUUACAACUGUGCAAGGAGGUUGGCAUUGAGUGCAAGAAGGUGAAUGGCCAUGGCAAAGGUGUUGGAUACAAAUUGGGCCAGAGCUACCAGAGCACCAAGUCAAAUCAUUCGUGGAAUGCAGUGCGUUUGGAGGAUCACUGGUAUCUGCUGGAUGCCUGCUGGGGAGCUGGGGUAGUCGAUAUGGAGAACAAAACUUUUAUAAAGAGAUAUAAUGAAUUCUACUUCCUAACUGAUCCAGAGGACUUCAUUGAUUCACACUGGCCCGAUGAGGAGGAGUGGCAGCUGCUGGACAGCCCCAUUACGCUGGAGGAGUUUGAGAAGAGUGUGCCGAAAGACACCGAGUUUUACAAGCUUGGGUUAAAUCUUAUCCACCCCAAACAAUUCUUACUUGUUACAGAGGAUGGUGAGGCUUCCAUAUCACUGGGAUUCUCUCAGCCUGUGGACUUCACAUAUAAGAUUUCUCAGCACCACAGUAGUGGACAGAAGGAGCUGAGUACCUCUAUGGGUCAACUCACUGCCACGCAGAACAGCAUGAAGCUCCGUCUAAUGCCGCCAUCCUCAGGAACAUUUGAAAUCGAGCUGUUUGCACGACCAGGACAUGCUUCCGGAAGUCUCAGCUGGGUGUGUUCCUUUCUACUGGAGUGCUAUGAGCCUAAGACUUCAGAGAAUUUCCCUGAGAACCCUUACCUGUACUGGGGAUUGACACCAAAUGCUGAAGAUCUGGGAGUGAAAUCAUGCGUAUAUGAUGGUGAGGCUUUUUUACUCAAAUCGGGGUCAUAUGAACUUGUACUGCAGACUAGCAGGCCACUCGAGAUGCUGUGUGAAAUAAGCCAUAAGGAUUUGGAUGACACCCUGUCUAAGAGAUGUCUAGCCACCCAAAUUGAAGCAGAAAAACUUACCUGUCACAUUCUUUGUCCAUACAUUGGUUAUUACAGACUGUCUGUAUUUGUCAUGGACUAUGAGAGUGACAGAAACAGCUUCCAGAAUGUGGGGAACUUUCUUCUUCACUGCAUUGCCAAUCCAGUCAACUUGAAUCAGCUUUUUCCUCCAGAUCUCAGCCACUUUUGUGGGCCUGGAAUCAGAACUGAUGAUGCUGGCCUAUCAAAGUUCAGCCACACAGCAGCAAUAGUGAGCACACAGCAGGGAAAAUGCAACAUCACCUUCCAGAACCCAAGGGAUCUGGACCUCUAUGCCAUUUUAAAACAUGGCAAAGAAGAAUCUGGACAUUCCCUUUCUCAGUAUGUCUUCUUCACCCACAAUGGCGAUAAGGUCACUCUCAGUGUGGCUCUGCCUGAGCCGGGAGUUUACAAACUGAGUCUUUAUGGAAAGACUCCAUCCAACCAGAAAUAUAACCUGCUGUGUGAUUUCAUCCUUCAGAACAGCUCAGAGAGCUCGUGGCCCCCAUUCCCAUACACCUACGCGGAUUGGCGGAAGGGCAGUGUGCUGUUUGAGCCACGCUCAGGCUUACUUGAGCCACUGUGUUGGGUUCAGUUCCGUGUCUGUGUCCCUGGGGCUCACAGAGUCACUGUGCUGGCUGAGCAGAGGGUGGAUCUGCAAAUCAAUAAGAGUCACAUUUGGGAAGGAGAAGUGUUCACAGGGAACGUGGAACAGAUCAAACUCGCAGCCAUCCAAGAGGAAACAUCCAAUCGGAUGAAUUUCCUGAUGCGUUUUGAUGUGCUGAAGCCACAAAAUGAGAUGUAA
This is a messenger RNA of Neoarius graeffei (lesser salmon catfish), 2727 nucleotides long. RefSeq names its product lim and transglutaminase domain protein ltd-1-like. The record is from RefSeq and is a predicted model, not a curated record. The coding region runs from base 1 to 2727 and encodes 908 amino acids. Gene Ontology annotation, molecular function: protein binding. NCBI's taxonomy places the organism in Eukaryota, Metazoa, Chordata, Actinopteri, Siluriformes, Ariidae. The transcript is spliced from 7 exons.